GUGCAUCUUCAUCUCCAUCUCCAUGCACCGCAGCAUGGCAGCAUCCCCUCCACCGAAAUCUGAACAGCCUGUCAGCAUCCCCUCCACCGAAAUCUGAACAAGCUGUCGGCGACGCGUCACCGGCUCCACCACCGGAGACAGAAACGCCCGGCGCGACAACAUCGCCGCCGGCCGCCGCCGCAAAACCAAACACCGGCGGCUCAAACGGCCAGCCCGCUGCAAGCCGGGAAGCAUCAGACCAGCGGCAAACCGGGACGGGACAGGCCGGCCGCCGGCAUGUCGUCACCGCCGGAGGAGGCGGGGCCAGAGUCGGAGCCGUCGACGCCGCGAGCGCUGGAGGAGGACCCGUCUCCGGCGGAGAAGGAGGCGCACCCGCGGUGGGAACGGACGGAGGCGCGUCUCGAGAAGAUCCUCGGGGAGGCUUGCACGAGGCUGGCCAAAGCCGAGUUGAGGAGCCUCCGCCACGACAAGCAGGGGCAGCAGUGCCUCCUCACCUUCUCCGCGUUCCCGGUCGGCGCGGAGGUGAAGAAGCAGGCCGUGACGUACUGGUGGUCCGCGCGCUUCAAACUUGCGUUGGAGAAGGGGCGCGGCGCGGACGGGAUCUUCACGAGGCUCUCCGGCCGCGGCUACCUCGAGCCGAUCAAGAACCGCUGCAGCGGGGUCAUCUACGGCUGCCGGGUGCACCCACUGGUGCACUGGAUGAUGAAGCUUCUGGCGACGGAGAAGCAAUGCGCUGCCCUGGACGACGUCCUCUGCCUCACGGCAGGCAACCUUGCCCGCAUGGAGGAACUGCGUGAGGAUGGUGUCGAUUUCGCUGCGGGGCGAUCCCAGGACCAACAAGAUAGGACCAGAGUUGAUGCUGAAAUAAAGAAAGUCAUCCUCAACAUCGACGCGCACGUGUACCAGCUCCCGGAGGCCUUGCUCACAAAGCUCAACGAUCGCGUAGAGGUGUUGCAGCUGGGCAGGUGGGGGAACACCCAUGACAAGACAUACAUGGAACUGGAGGCUCUAGAGUCGCUGAGCGCCAUUGGCAAGCUCAAGAACCUCCGGUACCUAAGCAUGCGUGGGUUGUCCCGGCUGACAGAACUCCCAAGGGAGGUCCGACGACUCCGAAGGCUGGCCAUCUUGGACGUGAGCGGGUGCCAGGACCUGGUCAAGUUGCCGUCGGCAACUGUGAAGAAUCUGGCGGGGCUGACCCACCUAGACCUCACUGGGUGCUACAUGCUGGCGCACAUCGGGCGGGGGGUCGCCGCCCUGUCAGAACUACGCGUGUUCAAGGGCUUUGUGUUCAGCGCCGUUAAGCAGCGGCGUGACGCGUGCAGGCUGCAUCACCUCACGAAGCUAAAGAAGCUGUGGAAACUCAGCAUCAACGUCACCACCGACGCCGACAUCGACAGGGACGAGAUGGCGCAACUCAGGAGGCUCUCCCAGCUUAUAUCGCUCACGGUGACGUGGGGAGAGAGGCCAAGCAUAUUGCUGGAUGAAAGCCAGAAUGACAAACUGAGAGAACUUCUCAAGAGGUGGACCAGCCUCGUGCUACCCCCGAACCUUGACAAGUUGGAUGUCCGGUGCUACCCCAAGGAGACGUUGCCGUUGGGGACGUGGCUCAAUGGCAACAAGAAACUCACGAAGCUCUACGUGAGAGGUGGGGAGGUGAAGGAGCUUGACAUCCCCGGAGAUAACGUCAUCGAGACCCUGCGCCUCAGGUACCUCAAAGAGUUCGAGCUGAAAUGGACGACUGAACUACUCCCUAAGUUAAAUAGGAACACCAUUAGGUGUGUGGAGAUUGUCGAUAAGGAUUCUAAAGUGAUGAAGCCUCAAACCAAAGGUAAGGUUGAGCUAAAGCAGGAGGAGGGGACAGAGAAAGAAAAGCUGGUUCCCAUUCAGAAGCGGAUGAACAUACCAGUGUUUACCAUGGAUGAACAUGGGGUGUGGGUGAGGGAUCUCAAGGAAGAAGAGGUCGGCCGCCAAACUCCAGGUAAAGCAGAAGCUGCUAGUGGCGUUGACAAAGCUGAAAAAGGUGUUGACGAUGCCGGCAAAGCGCAAAAAGAAGUGAAAGAAGAAGAGAAGCCAAGCAACCUCAAAGGCACCCAAGGAGAAAAUGAGCAACCAGGACCAGCCAAGGAAGACAAUGAGGCUACUGGUGAGAUAGAAAAACUUGACGGUGGAGAUAAGAACCAUGAGAUUGUUAAUAAAGAAAACGACAACAAGAGGGAGGCAAAAUCUGAAGAGCACAAUCCCAUGAAGCAGGGUGCACAAGUACACGAGCCUAACGAAGAUAAGAAUAAGGUGCAGGCGAGCGAUGAGAAGGAGGAACUCAAAGAGGACGUGGAGAAGCAAGCGUCACCUACUCUCGCCGUUGAUCAGACAGUGGCUCCGGCGAGGGAGGGAGAUAUCAAGAAAGGUGCCAUCACCGAUAAGACCCACAAAGAUAAAAUAAGUGAAAUCAAAGAAGAGAGGGGAGACGAACCGAGAGAUGCCAAAGGACGAGAUGAGCCACCUAGCAAGGAAGACACAGGAGACACCGAUGAACCACAAACAGAAGGUGAAGACGAAGGCAAAGACGACGAGCAACCUGCCGACGAAGACGGCGAUACAACCACCGGUGAUGCGACGAGCUCGCAGGCAUCCAAGCCUAAAGAGGAAACCACAGCUGUUAAAGCAGCCGCUUCUCCCCUGGCGGCACAGCCAGCAUUACCGCCUGCAAGUACCGGCGCUGCUCCAGCUGCCGAGGAGGCCAACAUGGGAAGGCUAGCCAAGAUGAUGGACCAACAGGCACCGGCGCGGCGGUAGAGAAUAAUUGAAUAUCAGAAGCAUGCAGUACAUCUGCCUAAGGUGCAUACAAAAAUAAAGAGGGCCGGGGGGAUUGUUCUGAUGGGCACCUUCGGUUUGGACUGUUCAAUCGCCCGGAAGUUGACAUUUGGAAGAAAUAACAACAGUCUGUUUGUACUCGUUAUCAGUAAUAUAUGUAUAUACUUACCUUAUGCAUAUUCUUGAAUUUAAAUUUGUGAACUCCAGUUCAAUCAAUAAA
Triticum dicoccoides is the source of this 3031-nucleotide messenger RNA. RefSeq lists its product as uncharacterized. Bases 277 to 2793 code for a protein of 838 amino acids. Lineage: Eukaryota; Viridiplantae; Streptophyta; Magnoliopsida; Poales; Poaceae. The transcript is spliced from 6 exons. The record is from RefSeq and is a predicted model, not a curated record.